This is a messenger RNA of Tuber melanosporum (Perigord truffle), 648 nucleotides long. RefSeq lists its product as uncharacterized. The record is from RefSeq and is a predicted model, not a curated record. Bases 1 to 648 code for a protein of 215 amino acids. NCBI's taxonomy places the organism in Eukaryota, Fungi, Ascomycota, Pezizomycetes, Pezizales, Tuberaceae. The transcript is spliced from 3 exons.
AUGCAUAUGCACUACUUCCUCGACAUCGUACUUUUCACUACUACUCUAAUUACCGUUACCUCAGCCCAUGGCGUGAUUACUAGUGCAACGGGUGAUGCCGGUGGUCAAGGAACUGCUCUUGCUGUUGAUGCUGCGACUCCCCGGGACGGCACCCGCCGCCGCCCCUUCCAGCAAGAUACCACAGUCUUCGAAGAGGAAGACGAUGACGAAGGAGUAGCACGAACUGGCUGUGGUAUGACCCUCCAAGCCGGGGAAAUCAACAUCCCAACCGCCAUGCAAUCUGUGAUCACCCAGAACGGUGGCCUCCCCCAAGUCUCACCGGGCGGUGAACUCACCAUGACACUGCACCAAGUGAAUGGGGACGGGGCGGGACCAUACGAGUGUAUGAUCGAUCAGACAGGCACUGGCGCGUCGUUCACUCCCAUGACUGUCACACAGAACGUUCCGGGACAGGAUGGGAGGGAUAGAGAUGGAAGUGAGACCGAUUUUCCGCUUGUAGCACAGAUGCCGGCGAAUAUGGCCUGCACAGGAACUGCUGGUGCGAUGACGGGUAUCUGUAUGGUUCGGUGCCAGAACCCUGCCAACGCCGGGCCGUUCGGUGGAUGUACGAACUUCCUCUAUCCACCCUUGCUGCCUCGAGAAAACUAA